CUCUCGUACACAAUCAUCAUGGCGGCGAGUUACCUUGUCAGUCGUGCUGUAAAUUCGUUAGGUAUUCACUUCCAGCAUGUUUGUAGGAACGUUCUCAUCACACAGACUCGAGAGAAAAAACGAUGGAUGAGGGCUUAUGUGCGCUUGAUGCAAAAAAAGCUGAAGAUAGAAGGACCACCGCCACCGAAGCCACGCUCUCAGCAGCCCAACUGGGACUACCAUGCAGAGGUCGAGGCCUUCAGCAAUAGACUUCAAGAGAACUUCUCCCUGGAGCUCCUGAAGACCGCGUUCGUUAACCCCUGCUACGUACAGACCGAGGAGGAGAGGCGGCGCACGCUCGGCGUGGAUGCCGAGACUGCUGCCCUCAGCCUGAAGGACAACACAGAGCUGCGGGGUAAGGGCUGGGACUUCUCCUGCAGAUCCCUAUCCGAUUGGUGCAGGGGCAGCUUCCCAGCCCUGCCUGAGGAGGGCGUGGCUGCAGUGGUGGGUCACCUGACCGGUCCUGAUGUUGUGUGCCACGUGGCGCGGAACCUUGCAGUGGAAGACCUGACGCUGAGCGGUCAGUUCCCUGUGCCAGACGACGUCCUACACACCACAUUCUUCGCCAUGAUUGGAGCACUCCAUGAGAGCUGUGAGACAGAAAGGACACAACUGUUCCUCCGGGACUUCCUGGUUCCGCAGCUGAUAGGCAAGGACCUGUUUGAGAUGUGGGAGGUGUUGAAUCCCAUGGGGCUGUUGGUGGAGGAACUAUCCCGCAGGAAGCAGGCCCUCCCCGAGCCUCGCCUCACCAGGUCGGCUGGUGCCAGCACUGUACUUCCCCUCUACUUUGUGGGACUUUACAGUGAUAAGAAGCUACUGGCUGAAGGUCCAGGAGAGACCAUUUUGGCUGCAGAGGAGGAAGCUGCACGCGUGGCCCUAAGGAAGUUGUAUGGAUACACAGAGAACCGCCAACCCUGGGACUUCUCCCCCAAAGUCCAGCCCCCUGCCCCAGCUGUCCGUGCCCUCCACAGCUCGUAGAGGAACCUGCCACUGCAGACCAGGGGGGUCACAGGGAAUUUGGGGUCAGUGCUGAGCAUCUCCCGCGCAUCUCCCCCAGAACCCCUCCGGUGUGGUGAUCAGAGAUUCAGUAUGAUACCAGGGAUGUAAAGCAAAUCACAGCUGCUGGUGUACCACUCACAAGCGCUCAGAUGCUACAGAAGAAUAAAGGCAGUAUCUCUGUGGAUGAUUAUUACAUGUGCAACAUGUUCGUAAGUAAUAAAACUAUAUU
This is a messenger RNA of Megalops cyprinoides (Indo-Pacific tarpon), 1267 nucleotides long. It is a transcript of the gene mrpl44, whose product is annotated as mitochondrial ribosomal protein L44. Bases 19 to 1017 code for a protein of 332 amino acids. Lineage: Eukaryota; Metazoa; Chordata; Actinopteri; Elopiformes; Megalopidae. The transcript has 4 exons. Gene Ontology annotation, cellular component: nucleus. The record is from RefSeq and is a predicted model, not a curated record. Gene Ontology annotation, molecular function: ribonuclease III activity; double-stranded RNA binding. Gene Ontology annotation, biological process: regulation of gene expression; rRNA processing; primary miRNA processing.